AUGGAAUACAAUUUUGGCAUAUUCUUAUUACAGAUUGACCUCCUGCAUGGCAUUUCAUUAUCAGUGGGCUGGAGAUUUAGACAGCAGUGCAGUAUUGACUCAGCCUGGCAAGGACAACUGGAAAAACAAGAUAUUAUCUUGUUGACUAAGCUAAUUCGUACAAAGACUGGGGACAGUCUUUACAAUCAGAUUGGAGAAGAGCAGGCAACAGUGCAAAUCCCACCAUCAGCAAUCUUGAAACUUCAAGAUCAAUGCAAUUCUGGACAGACAAUUGAUGAGAUCAGGAAGAUAUUGCCACCUGGAUAUCUUGCAACCAAAAGAAAGGUAAUUGUCUUGCAUUUAUAUGUAUCUUUCCUGAUAUACUUCAAGUUAAUAAUAAAAUAAAAUCUGUUUAUAACAUUUGCAAACCUUUUUUACCUUAGGUUGCUGAGCUAAAGACCAAAUACAAAUUAGAAUUUGAGGCUAUAAUGCAACCACAAAGAACAGCAACUGGUUAUCGCAUUGAGCCAGCCCGUUUGGUCGAAUGUCUGCAUUACCUUUACUAUUGGCUUCCUAAAGAACAGUGGUGGCACCUUUAUGGUGAUGGCAGAAAGUAUAGCAAGAAGGACACUGUUUUGAUGGCUAUUAGCAAUGUAAACAAUGAGCAGAAGUUAAAUGGAAUAAAAUUCCAAAGCCCGAAAGAAAUGUGGCCUAUUCAUAUUUUUCAUCACAAGGACAGCCGUCGAAACCUUGAGCUUAACAUUGGAGAUGGUCAUGGUGGACCAGGUAUAUGCACACUUACAUGUUAAACAUUUAUAAUCCAAUAUUAAGUUUUGAUAAAUUGACCAAAUCACUGUUAAAUUUUCCUAAAAUUGAAAUGAAAUACUCAUAAGCUGAUCAUUUGAACAAUUCAAGAAAAAUAACAUGGUUCAACAAAAUUGAUUUCAGUCUUGUAACUUUUUGUGGUGCUUGAACUCUCUGAAAUGGUACAAGAGGAAUUGUAACAUCUCUAAGGAUAAUUAGUGUUAUUAUAGAUCAUUUGUCCAUUAAUAUUGUAGGAUACUUAAAUGAAUGGAUUAAAGACAGUCAGAACCUGGGCCACCAGGUGUUCCUUGGUGCAGACUCUAAGUUCUAGUUUUAGUAACGUCUUCCAUCUCUGUGAUUUCUCUAAAAUCAGCCUUGAAUUUCCUCCAUGGCCACUUUGAAACAAUUUCCUUUGCCAAUUUCGUCUUGCCUACUCCACUAAUUCCAUGCAAAUUGACAACACACGAACUUCCCGUUGUCAACAUUGCCAUAACUUUCUCCAGGUCACGUUCCCUGCCGGUCAAACCUGAUUCUCCCUUUCCAGAACUGACUUCUUGUUGGUGGUUUUCCUUAAAUUGUUGAAUUUUUUCCUGUAGCGACUCUUUCUUGGGUGCUUUCGGGCAUAGAAACCCUUCCAACAAAGUCAGAUUGUCCUCCGAUACAAGACCCUGCUUAACGAAUAACUGGAGGCAUGAGUACAAAUCUUGUUCUCCUUGAUCCUCAAACUUGCCCCUAAAAUUAGUUUUUAUGGACGAUACGGCAUGCACUUGUUCUAUGGGGCUGAGUUCAUCGGACACUUCCCGAAGAAGCUUUUGGAGACGAGGAGAAAUGUCUCCAGAAGCGGAGAUUGUCUCGACGGACGCCAUCUUCGUUAAGCGUCGG
This is a messenger RNA of Pocillopora meandrina, 1665 nucleotides long. The record is from the annotation of a GenBank genome assembly. Lineage: Eukaryota; Metazoa; Cnidaria; Anthozoa; Scleractinia; Pocilloporidae.